Anguilla rostrata (American eel) is the source of this 3657-nucleotide messenger RNA. RefSeq names its product torsin-1A-interacting protein 1-like. The record is from RefSeq and is a predicted model, not a curated record. The transcript is spliced from 8 exons. Gene Ontology annotation, biological process: membrane organization. Gene Ontology annotation, molecular function: ATPase activator activity. Gene Ontology annotation, cellular component: membrane. Lineage: Eukaryota; Metazoa; Chordata; Actinopteri; Anguilliformes; Anguillidae. The coding region runs from base 401 to 1729 and encodes 442 amino acids.
CUCUUUCGGAAAUUGUCCCAGGGAAACAAAUGUGUUACGCAUUUGAGUUGACGGUUAAGACUGAAAGUUGUUUUCAGUGAAAAGUAAUUUUUCUAGCGAUAUAACUAGAUAUCUGAAUGGAUUCCGCUGGCUAUUCAAAUAAAGCACAUGGGACAAAUAUGAGGGUAACAAGACUAGCGGCAAAGGAAGGUUUGUAUCACGAAAUGCUGCACGUGCUAUUGGGCAAAAAGAAAAACCCACGAAGCGGAAAAGACACAGAGAAAAUGAGACUCCAGCCACAGCAGCUAACGGUUCUAAAGAUCAGAAUGAGGACAGAGAGACUGAUGAAGAAGAAACGACCCCAGACAAGAUUAGGAAAGUGUCUGGUGAAGCAGAGGAAACCAAUGACAGUGAAGAGGACAUGGAGGUCAAAGAGGAUGAAGAAGAUGAAGACGGUGACCAGGACCAAGACAUGACUGAGGGGGUGGAUGAGGAGGAUUCAGGCUGCCAUGUCCAAGAUAGACAAAUAAAAACUUCAUCUGGUGAACCACUGGCAGUGGACAGAAAUGUGUUCAGGCCCAGUGCUUACACAGAUGCUAACAUAGCUAAUUGCCUGAGGAGCCGCAGAUCCAUUCACUUGGAAAGUCCGGGGAAAGAAGUCCAUUCUCAUGGAACCGCCGAACCCCUGUCUGGUAUUAGCCUUCGCAGUCGGGAGAACCGCACGGAGACGCUCCCUCCCAGGGCCAGGAUCACUCACUACAGCGAAGAGAUAGUUUUCACCAAACCGAAGCUCGUGAGUCAGAAUCGUUACCCUCCACCGCAAGCGAAGGUAAAGAUUACGAGCCGACCGUAUGUCACACGAAACGUGUAUCCGGCAAACAGUGUUCCUCUUCACAGACCAACCCCCAAAGGACAAAAACAAGAAUUGCCGGUGAAAAGCACUGUGAAGACGGCAUCCUACUCAUUCUGUGCAGGCUGGUUCUGGAAGCUGUUUUUGUUAGCGCUGCUUUCAGCCGGUGCGAUUCCGCUGUACCUUUUCGCGGGAAAACGAGCGUCCGAGCGCCAGAGCGUGGCGGAGGCAGACAAAGUCUUUCAGGCCCGCUUCCUGGAAAUGGAGUCCAGCUUCCCCAGCCAGAGGGCGGAGCUGUGGAAGCGCAGCAGGAUCCACCUGGAGAGGCACCUGCAGACGGCCGAGCCCACGGAGCCGGUCAGCAUGAUCCUGACCUCGGGGCGCGGGGCCGAGAGGACGCUGCACUGCCUGGCCGGCCGCAUGGCCGCCGCCUUCUCCACAGCCCUCGGGGCCUCCGGGGCCUCCGUCCUCCACGUAGACGGGGCCGCCGCCGCCGCGCUGGAGAGCGACCGGGUCAAGCUGGACAUCGACCAGCGGCUGAGCGGGGCCUUCGAGGGUGACGGGAGGGCGGCGGUCGUCCACCGUUUCGAGGAGCUCCCCCCGGGCUCCACGCUCAUCUUCUACAAGUACUGCGACCACGAGAACGCCGCAUACAAGAAGGUGCUGCUGGUCUUCACCGUGCUGCUGGAGGAGGACGAGCUCGGCCCCCAGCUGGCCCUGAACGCGGUGGAGGAGAUGGUCCAGGAGCGCAUCCAGGACAAGCUCCUCUCCCCGGACCAGCCGGCCUCGUUCGACCGCAUGGACAUGGACAAGCUGAGCGGGCUGUGGAGCCGCAUCUCGCACCUGAUCCUGCCCGUGGCAGCGGAGGAGCGCGUGGAGAGGGAGGGCUGCGAGAGCUGAGGGCCCCCCCCCCAGCGGUCACGGCCCAAUGCCUGCUAUUCACGCCUCGCGCUGCCCUCGUUCGGGCUCGGUUCAGAACGCGGCGGCGAAGGCUGGGAGACGCUGUGUAAAACGGCCGUGUUCUGGGAAGGAGCCGGUGCAUGCCAGGCACCGGUCCUGGAGAGUCUUUGUUAUUCUGGAUUCCCAUGCUGGAGGGAUGGGAACAGAUUCCGCCUCUGAACUUUUAUCAAGUCGUGUAUUUGAUAACGUGUUUUUUUGUACUGUUAUUUUCCCCCUUGUACGUGUGUUUUCAGGAGGGCUGCCUGCAACAGGGACCGAACUGAGCAUACUACCACUGGAAAUAUUUUUUUCAUUUAAUUGCUUUUCAAAAGAAUUUUACAAUAAAACAUAAAACUUCGUAAAUAUAUGUUAACGAGUUUUAGUCUCAGCCUGACAUUGUCUCAUUGCUUUGACUAGCUUUAAUUCUGUUGAUUUGAGAAAUCAUAAUGAAGACUAUUUUUAUACUGUGUACAUAUCAGUUUUCUUAUGCAUAAUAUAUUUUGCACUGAUUUUGACCCCAGAUGCGUGUUUUAUUUCACUGCAUAAAGCUACACUUUACCAGCAAAUUCUGCAGAUGGAGGCUUGUAAUAAUCUUUCUGAAUGCUGUGUUUUUGUAGUUUUGUUGUAUUUGCUGUGUCAGGUAUUGUAAAUUUGCAGGUAAAGUAUAUUUGCUACAUGACUGAAGAUAUUUAACAGUUCUGCUGUUUAUUGUAGUGCAGUAAAUAAACAGUUAUUGAGAUUUGAGUGGUUUCAGAAAUCUGAAUGUCAGAGUGUUACCUUUUCAGUUUGAUUAGCUGUGUGCUUUGUAUUUACUACAGGGGGCAUGGUGUGAUGGGAAACAUUUACGUUUUAAGCUUAUGGAUUGGCUAUGGAUAAAUCUAAUUAAAAGAAUAGGAAAAUGGACAGAAUGUGACCAAAAAAGGAAGCACAGUUUUGCAUACCUAGCAUGAGGGUAGGUAGAAUGAAUUAUAAUUGACCCUUCUCAAGGUACUGUUAGUGCAUCUUCCAAGUGAUAAGUGCAAAAGGAUCAGUGUCAUCUGAUCUAUGUAUUUAACUGAAGUGUUAAAUUAGUAAAUUAAACUAUAUUGUAGGGAGUUAAAAUACUGUGUUAUUGCAGUAAAAUGUAAAAAAGUACAAGUUUGCUGCUUGAAAAAAAAAUUCAACACCCCAGUUUUCCAAUUUAUAUAUAUAUUGGAAAUGUAUUUGCAGCCGACUUCAAUGGAGGGGGAACAGACAAAUGGGAUAUUUUUCUACAUUAGUUUAGAUCUGGUAUUCUAUGUUACCUAAAUUAAGUGGCAAUGACAUUGCAACUGACUGAAGCUUUCCAAGAUAACUUUACUGACUUGCAUAUUUGAUGCCUCAAUUUACACUUACUAUUUAACUGUUUUACUGAAUCUCUUAACAGUUAACAGCGUUUGGUCAGAAAUCUCUACAUAAUAUGAAACAUUAAUAUCCCAGCCAUGCUAAAAAAAAUACCUGGUGAUUGAUCAGUUGCGCCAGUUUCCCUCUGUGUUUGUGUGUCAUGGAGUAUUUUACAUUUUUCUAUUUGUCUUAAUUUUAUUCCCUCAUUUAUAAGUGUACUUAUGUUGCUGGCUUUUAUAUAGUCUUACAGAUAACCCUGAAGUUGACUGUGAAUAUGAGGCAAUUUGAAGGUAGUUUUUACUUUACAAACCUGUGUUCUGUGUUUAUUUGUCAAACCAAACUGAACUAUGCACUGUGCUUUUUUUUUUUUUUAACCGUGAAUGGGAAGCAUUCCUGGCUUGAAUAAUCACCUCCAAGUCAACUUUAUUAUUGUUUGCUUUUACUUUUGGAAUUUUAUGUUGAUCCCACGUGCAAACAUGCCUACAUUUGGUCCAAUAAAAGAACUAUGGAGGUAACAUCUGAACAUU